AAAAACACUGGAAGCCUAGAAUUAUAGAACCCCCAUUCCCAUUCUUUCUCAAGAGAUCGAAAUCCACCGGAGCAGCGAAUAGUGACAACAACUGGUUCGGAGCAACCAAAUGGAGGUAGGGUUUUGCUACAAGCAGUUAUGAGUUGGGUUUGCUGUUAGUACAUCUAAGACGGUUGUUGCUUACUUCACUUGACACCUCCUAACAAGAGAUGAACAAAUUUGAGUCCAUGGCAGGAACGGGGAGUUCCAUGUUAUAUUCUCUCCUUCUAUUCAUCAUCAUUCUCUCACUGCAAGAAAUGUAUAGAGGGAAGUUGGCAUCAACAGAGUUAUUCACUAUUCUUGGAGGGUUUACCAGUUCUCUCCUAUUUGUUAUGUUGCUUACAUUCAUUGGGAAUUAUCAAGAAACCAUUGGCAUCAAGACUGGGUGGGGUGCUGUUAUAUUUGCAGAGUUAGUUGCCCUUAUUGCUGCAGGCACUGUUCAUCGAGUUUGUAUCACAACAUGCUUAUUGUUCUCUGCUGGACUACUCUAUGAGAUCAACAAGCUUUCAGGGACGACGCUUUCCAAAAGCGAAUCGAAAACGAGGAGGCACUGAGGAACAUUUUCCUCUUUUGGAUAUUUUGUUGCAUUUUCCCAGAUUUGAGUUGUAUUAGGAAAUGAAGAAUGAGAACAUAAAAUACCAUCUAUAGACCUUACCUGAUAGACAAUUUGAACUCGGCUAUGUCUAAGUUUAUUUCUACAGAAGAAGAGAAGUUCACCCCUUGCUUCCCAA
Camellia sinensis is the source of this 770-nucleotide messenger RNA. RefSeq lists its product as uncharacterized. Gene Ontology annotation, biological process: protein N-linked glycosylation. Lineage: Eukaryota; Viridiplantae; Streptophyta; Magnoliopsida; Ericales; Theaceae. The record is from RefSeq and is a predicted model, not a curated record.